Daphnia pulex (common water flea) is the source of this 945-nucleotide messenger RNA. RefSeq names its product putative defense protein 3. The record is from RefSeq and is a predicted model, not a curated record. NCBI's taxonomy places the organism in Eukaryota, Metazoa, Arthropoda, Branchiopoda, Diplostraca, Daphniidae. The transcript has 6 exons. Gene Ontology annotation, molecular function: oxidoreductase activity, acting on metal ions. The coding region runs from base 156 to 650 and encodes 164 amino acids.
AUGAAUAAAAGCCCGCUGAGCUCCAACUUUGCUCUCAGUUCCCGAUCUCGCACGGCAUCAAACACCACUCAGAAAAACACCGGCCGGUAGCCAUUACCCAACUUUUGUGUGUUUCCAUCCCUCCCACGAGUCUGCUUAACACGUAAUAACACAGAAUGUUGAACACUUACCUCGUCAUUGCGAGCGCUCUGGUAGCGGCUCAGGUAACAGCAUUUCCCAAUGGUGCUCCUCGUAGCGUGUGUGCAUCCAUGGCACCCAUUCACAUGCUUUUUGGUGCACAAUCUGGGGAUGUUCCUUUUACUUUGUCAGUAAGCAGCGGAGAAUCCAAUUCUGCCUCACCCGUCACAGUUACAUUACAAGCUACCGGGGAUGCCGAUUUCAGGGGCUACAUAAUCCAGGCUCGAUCUGGGACUGAAACAACUGGCAUUGGCAGUUUCAGUGCUGAAGGAAGUCAGGGCAAAACAAUGGACUGCCCAGGCGGAAAAGCGAACGCUGUGACUCAUUCAAGCCGAGAUAGAAGGAAGAACGAAACAUUUUUGUGGACUCCACCUGCAGAUUUCCAAGGACAAGUUACAAUGAAGGCUACCGUUGUCGUUGGUUUCAGGACAUUCUACACAGAACUGCAUUCAACUCCCGUUACUGUUGUAUAAAUUAGACUUGACUGUGUCAAUGAACUGACCUUAUGCUGGUGAUUGAGCAAUAACUACCAACUAUGGCUUGCUGCAAGGUUUUCCAGUGCUGUUUUAAUGUGGUGUGUGUUCGUUGAGGACACUUUGUUGGGAUCUUAUUUUAUAACUUUUUGCCUUGACAUUAUACAUACGUAUUGUGAUGAUCAGUAAGACUGAUAUAUCAACCUGAUAUCAGACAUGAAUUCCACAAAUUGUGACACUGAAUUUGUUAAUUUUAUCAUGACUUUUUAAAUAAAAGUGGCCUUAUUUUGGCAAA